This is a messenger RNA of Cladocopium goreaui, 4766 nucleotides long. The record is from the annotation of a GenBank genome assembly. Lineage: Eukaryota; Dinophyceae; Suessiales; Symbiodiniaceae.
GUGCAAUGCCUACGACGGGCAGCAGGAGUUUUGGAUUGUCACAAAGGAGACAGCUGAACGCACUGAAGAGACCAGCUUUGAGGCAGAUUCUGACCCUACGUGCCAGUUUGAGAACAAGUUCGCACACUUGGGAGACUUAGAUACCCGAGAUGCCAGGGAGAAGCAAGUUCGCUUGGAGGAUCCAAAGCAUGACAAGUACGCUCAGACCAGAGAAGCCCUGAAGAAAGUCUUGGAUUCAGUCAUGUCGAAGUCGGGCAAACUUCGAUCACUGGCCCGGGAUCUUUCUAGAAAUUACACUGAUGAUGCGGCCAAGUCGUGCAUUUCUACCUUGGAGUCCGAGAUCAAGAAGAUCGAUGCCGAAUAUGACAAAUGCAAUGAGACAUGGGCACAGGGAGAAAUGGACCAGUUUCGAUCGGAUAAGUUUUACACCAUGGCUGAAAAGGCCAUGAAGGAUGCAACUUUCGUGCCAGGGUCCAAAACUGGAUUUCACAUCAAGUGUAGCAAGGCCACGGCGAUCGAGCUCAAAGUCAGGAACGCCAAGAAGUACUACUCCAAGAGCAGCUCUCAGAGCAGCCCCAAGAAUACGGAGGGAACUGUGAAGGCAAAGGUAACAAAGGGAAAUGCUGUGAAGCCGAAAGGUCAAACUGCUGGCAAAGCACUGCGCGGCCUCAAUGAAGAUAUCGGCAAUGGAAAAAAAUGUGUGGAUGAUCAGCUCUUGCAACCAGUGAAACAUGACUUGCAACCAGUGAAAAAACGACGAACCGAUUUGGAGAAAUGGUCCGAUGUUUUCUAUUCCCAUUCCAAGCUUACCCCACAGCUCCUCCAACUCCAAAAAGAUGCUGAAAGCCAAGUGCCCGGGCGCAUCUCCUUCCAGCUACCUGAGAUCGGAGCAGUGGCUGGCAAAGCUCUGCUUCAUGCGAUGGCUGUCUUGGAUAGACUAUUUGCUUCCUGGUAUGCCUGGCUGCAGAAACGUCAGAGCCGGAGGGGACACCACGAUCCCGGGCCAAUCGACCUUGGACGGGCAGCUGCUUCCUGUGCAGCGGCUAUUCGCACUGCCAAGAACUUUGUUGAGGAUCUUGGUGAACAGGCUGUGUCCCGUUCUGCUGGCAUUGCCCAAUUAGCGCGGCGGUCCGAAAAAAAUGGUGAAAGAGAUUGCCGAAGGAUCAUGGUAAAUCAGUUUGGUCUCACCUUACAAAUUGAAAAGGCUCAGCUACCUGGAAGAAAUGGCAACACUGUUCCAGUUCUCAGUCUGAGAUCUUGGUUUAGCUUUCUGCUGAAGCAAAACCAUUGGCACAUUUUGUGCGGCCUUUACCGUCCAGAUUGGGUCCGGGAAGAGGCGAUCCUUCAGUCUUUUUGGGAUCAUUACCGGGUCCACUGCCCGCAGCAUGAAAUUUUUGAAAAGGAGAGGCGUGGCGAGGUCGUGCUCCGUAGGUGCGCGCCUCUCCUGUUGCAUGGAGAUGAAGGACGUGGGCGGCGACAUAGUGCCUUCCUGGUAGUUAGUUGUGCCAGUGUUCUGGGACGGGGGUUGCAGGAGCAUGCCCGGAAGGGCAAACGAGAGUAUCUGAGAAUGUUGCCCAAUUACAAGGGCCAUACUUACACCUCCAGGUUCCUUAUUGCUGCUCUUCCCAAGCAUUCAUAUACGAAUUCCAAUGCUGAAGUUUUUGACCAGCUCAUGAGCUUUGCAAGUGAUGAAUUUUCUCACCUAGUCACUGAAGGUGUCACCCAUGAAUGCCGUGGCCAAUUCUGGGGAUGCCUUUUGCAAGUGACCGGCGAUUGGCCAUGGCUGGUCAAGAGUGGCAACCUCACAAGAAGCUUUUGGAACGCAGAAAAGCACAAGGAAACUGCCGGAAAGAAAAGGAAAACUCCUGUUGGAGUUUGCCAUCUUUGCUGUGCGGGACAACCCAUGUAUGAUUUUGAGGAAAUUGGAAGCAGGUCUCCGAAAUGGCUUAAGACUCUGCAUGCAGAAAGUCCAUUCAGAGUACAACCGCCUUUGCUCAAGGUUCCCCACGUUUGCGGUGAAAGUGCUGGACUGUGGUUCUUCGAUUUGUUUCACACAUGGCACAUAGGAUGCGGGAAGGCAUUCUUAGCCAGUUUUCUGGUCCUUUUAGCUGAACAACGGCCAGAGAGCAACAUCGAUUUGAGGAUGGAGGCUUUGGGUCAAGACUACAUUUCCUUUUGCAAAGGCCGUGGCAAGCGGCCGUUCAUGACCAAGCUGAACAAGGAGUCUCUCAACUAUCCUACGACGCAGUGCUUUCCCAAUGGCAGCUGGCACAAGGGGGAGCUCACUACCAUGUUGAUGCAAUAUGUGGAGCAUCGUUUUUCCAAUGAAGAUUGGAGCGACUUCCCGGUGUCAUUGAGACUAUCUGGUGAAGCCGCUGUUGCGGUCAAUGCAUCCAUGCGGGUGCUGUACUCAGGGAAAGCUUGGCUAUCAGUCUCAGAGGCCAGAGAAGCUGCAGAGCAAGGCCUACGUUUCCUUCGACGUUACAGCGAUCUUUGCAAGAUUUCACAUGGAGAAGGGCGUACGCUUUUUGUCCUUCAGCCAAAAUUUCAUGCCUAUCACCAUCUGAUGAUCUAUUUGCUGGAGGGUUCUUCCAGAGGAGCAGUGUUGAAUCCUUUGUGCUAUGCCACGCAGCCUUCAGAAGACUUCGUGGGACGACCUUCACGUCUUAGCAGACGUGUGACCAGUCAACGGUCCACCCUGGUGGCCGUCUGCGCCUCUGCCGCGCCGCUGCCCGCGGCGGCCGACGAUUUGCCGCCGCCGCAGAUGCAGCCCUUUGGGGCGCCACAGAUGCAGCAGCCGGGAGCACCGGCCCGCAUCAGCGGACGCGUCACCUACUCCCGACUGUUGGAAUUCGUGGAUGAAGGGUCUGUGAAGCGCGUGGACUUCUACGAUCUCGGCAAGACGGCCGUGGCCCUGGUGAACGUGGCCGGACGGGAACAGCAACUGGUCUGCGACCUUCCAGGAGCCACCACCGGACUGAUCGAGAAGUUGACUGCAAAGAACAUCUCAAUUGAGGUGCACCAACCCGACAAACCGAACCCCUUUCUGGGUGUCCUGGGUGACAUCGCCUUCCCUUUGCUCGUCAUCGGGGGCUUGCUGUUCCUUCGCUCCCGUGGCGGUGGCGGCGGCGGAAUCCCGGGCUUCGGCAAUCAGGGCAAGGCCAAGAUCAUGAUUCAGCCAGAGACAGGCGUGAAGUUCGAGAACGUGGCGGGCAUCGACGAGGCGAAGGAAGAGCUCAUGGAGAUCGUCGAUUUCUUGAAGGCCCCGGAACGCUUCGUCAAGGUCGGCGCCAAGAUUCCUCGGGGCGUUCUGUUGACCGGACCUCCAGGUACGGGAAAGACCUUGAUGGCCAAGGCCUUGGCGGGCGAGUCCGGUGUGCCGUUUAUCCAGUCUUCUGCCUCGGAGUUCAUCGAGCUGUUUGUGGGUGUUGGUGCCUCCAGGGUCCGUGAUAUCUUCAAGCAGGCCAAGGAGAAAGCUCCCUGCAUCGUCUUCAUCGAUGAGAUUGACGCCAUCGGCCGGCAGCGAGGCGCCGGCAUGGGCGGCGGCAACGAUGAGCGCGAGCAGACCUUGAAUCAGAUCUUGACCGAGAUGGACGGUUUCGAAGGCAAUAGCGGGGUGAUCGUGGUGGCCGCCACCAAUCGUUCCGACAUCUUGGACAGUGCCCUGCUGCGCCCGGGGCGUUUCGAUCGCCGCGUCGCAGUUUCGCUGCCGGAUGUCAAGGGACGGGAACAGAUCCUGCAGGUGCACGUGAAGAACAAGAAGCUGGCGGAGGGCAUUACCCUGACGGACAUCGCCAAGCGCACCGCCGGCUUCAGCGGCGCCGAUCUGGAAAAUUUGAUGAACGAAAGCGCCAUUUUGACGGCGCGCAGGAACAAGAAGGCCAUCACCAUGGACGAGAUCAACGAUGCGACGGACCGAGUGAUUGCCGGCCUGGAGGGAAGGGCCUUGCAGGACAACGCCUCGAAGAAGUUGAUCGCCUACCACGAGGCCGGACAUGCGAUCGUGGGUACCUUGCUGCCAUACCAUGACCCAGUGAACAAGGUCACCUUGGUCCCCCGUGGCCAAGCGAAAGGCUUGACGUGGUUCACCCCUGGAGAGGAUCAGAGUCUCAUCUCUGCCGCCAUGCUGAAGGCGCGCAUCGCCGGGGCCCUGGGCGGCCGGGCAGCGGAGCAGCUGGUCUUCGGUUCAGGGCAGGUGACCACUGGGGCGGGUGGCGAUCUGCAACAGGUAGAGCGAAUGGCACGUUCCAUGGUGACGCAGUUUGGCAUGUCCGAGGUGGGCUCCAUCGCCAUCGACGAUGGAGGCUUUAUGGGGCCCAAUUAUUCCGAGGACCUGAGCAAGAAGAUCGACGAGGCGAUUAAGAGCAUCUCGGAUGAGUGCUAUCUGAUGCUUGGCGCGUUACCGGUGUGCAGGGGUUGCUGGAUCCGGGCCCACAGGGAACGCCCUUACGAUCCUGAUGAAGAAUCGCGCCUGCCUGGACCGCGUGGCAGAUGAGCUCUGCGAGUUUGAAACCAUCACGGGUGAUCGAUUAAAGGAGCUCGUGGCGGAGUAUACAGAGAUCCCCGAGAAGAUGGCCGCGGUUUGAACACAGUGAUCGGCAUAGUUUUCGCCGGGUCGGGUCGAAAAAUGAUAAAAAUGACCUGAAAGCCCCAUGGGCUGUUGAAGGUCCGACACCCAACCCCUUGGAUUAUCUUGGAUUUAUGGAACAGCUUGGGACAUUUGAAAUCUGCUGGUGUCAAACCCUGAACUUUUGGUCUAACUGCUG